Oncorhynchus keta (chum salmon) is the source of this 1814-nucleotide messenger RNA. Its product is annotated as oligodendrocyte transcription factor 2-like. The transcript has 2 exons. Lineage: Eukaryota; Metazoa; Chordata; Actinopteri; Salmoniformes; Salmonidae. Gene Ontology annotation, molecular function: protein dimerization activity; DNA-binding transcription factor activity. The record is from RefSeq and is a predicted model, not a curated record. Gene Ontology annotation, biological process: myelination; oligodendrocyte cell fate specification; oligodendrocyte differentiation. Bases 157 to 954 code for a protein of 265 amino acids.
CCCUGUCGUCAUGCCCGUGCGUGCCAAAUGGGCUGUCAGUUGUGAUUGGGAGUAACAAGUGGAUUGAACAGCGACACUUUCUCUGCACCGAGCUGCGCUCUGCAUCUCUCUCUCUCUCUCGACUAUUGCGCUGUCCGAAUAAACCUGAGGAUCAUCAUGGACUCCGGUACCAGCCGAGUGUCUAGCCGACCUUCCUCUCCCGAUGUGCACGAUAUGUUCCUGCAUGCGAUGAAAAAGCACAUGGUGGGUUUCUCCGGUACUGUCUCGUCCACACAGAGCGACUCUCCACCGGAGAUACCCGCGGACAUGCGGAGCCUGUCCGAUGACGAUGAUGACAUUACCCUGAAAAUGCUGUCAAAGAAGGACCGUAAACUGCUCUCAGAGAACGAGCUGCAGGGGAUGCGGCUGAAAAUCAACAGUCGCGAGCGGAAGAGGAUGCACGACCUCAACAUCGCCAUGGACGGUCUCCGGGAGGUUAUGCCUUACGCGCACGGGCCCUCGGUACGCAAACUCUCCAAAAUCGCUACUCUCCUCCUGGCGAGAAACUACAUCCUGAUGCUGAGCAACUCGCUGGAGGAGAUGAAGAGGCUUGUCAGUGAGUUCUACGGCAGCGGCCACCACAGCAGCUUCCACCCCUCCGCAUGUGGUACCAUGGCGCACACUGGGCCCCUGCCUGGUCAUCCGGCCGUUUCCCACGCCUCCCACCCGGUGCACCAUCCACUUCUUCCCCCGGCAGUCUCCACGGUUGCCUCUCUCUCUACAACGGGUCUCACCUCGAUCAGACCCCACCAUGGACUCCUGAAGGCGCCUUCUGCCGUCCCGGCCCCCCUGGGUAGCAGUUUCCAUCACUGGGGCGCGGGAAUGCCCUGUCCAUGCAGCAUGUGCCAGGUGCCACCACAUGUUCCCGGCAUGAGCGCUGUCACAAUGUCCAGGCUGACGAGUGACUCCAAAUGACUUGAACUCUUAUCAUAAAACGAGAGAGGGAGAAAAGGGAAAAUAACUUUGGGUUGAAGACGUCAAAGUGUAUAUCAGUCCAACACGUUUUUUUAUUUGUAUUUAUCUGUUGCUGAAAUACAUUUUGGAUUGAGCCAGCAGAAAUGCAUUGCUUUAGAAAAUGGGAGGAGCGCUACUUACAUACCAUGUUGUAGCAUGAUUUAGAUAAAUGUAUAAAGGGUGCUUUUCAUAUUCAGUAACCCCGUCACUGUAAGCAAACCUAUCUUACAUUGUGGCUGACGGGAAUACACAUUAUACGAAGGGCAUUACUGAUGGCUUUUAAAGUCAUGUUCUCGGUCAUUAUUUAACUUUAGACUAGCGCAUUCCCGAGACAGAAUAAACGAAAGUACACUAUGUAGGUAAAGCAUACGGCAUGAGAACACAAUGGUAAUGUAGAUUGUAUAUUUGUAGAUUCAGAUUUCUGUUUGUGCGAUAGUUUUUAUAUCAGGCCCUUGGAUAAUGUUUGGAUUUACACUUUUAGCUUGUGUCUGCUUUCAGCCAUGUAGCGCUGAUACCAUGUUGCUCCCGCUUCUUCCUCUGCCUCUUGUACAAUAUGUCCUUUCAGUAUUUUCUCUCCAACGUCACUGCCGAUCCUAUAGAUCCUAUCCUAUAGCUGUUUUCUUAUGUAUGUUUCCUCUUUCCACGUGUUGUUGUUGUUGCCAAGCCCGUCACAAGCCCGACGCACGCAAAGAAUGAUCACUUCUUUAUUUUUUUAUAAAAAAGUGCAAAAUUAUAUUUAUUGACUUAUUUUGGAUGGGAUUUCAAAUGAAUGAAUGACGAUGAUUAUGUUGGGAUUUUUACAUGUUAAAUAAAAUAAGUUU